AUGCUUACACUUCCGAUGUGGCACGACGAGGAGGGGAACGACUACCAGGCGGUGUCCCCGAGACAGGCCCUUCGUGUGGCUCUAAACCUGAAAAAGUUGAUAGACACGGUUGUUCCACUGGCUGUUCCUGCGCAGAGGAUCAAGUCCUUUGACUUGAACCUCCCAUACGAUGCCACAUUGAAGGCAGUCUACGGCGCCGCCGGCGGAGAGGGGGAGGACCGGGUGUCAUCCGCCAGGCGGUACCAGGCGUGUCUUGUUUUCUGCUUGUUGAAGGUUGCCGGGUGGUACGAGACGUUGGCGGAGGCAGAGCUCGCCAACAACGACAUCUACGGCAGCCGGGCGCUAUUUGCGCAGAAACUGGCGUGCAUCAUCAUUGAGCACGAGAAGGACGACAAGUACUUGUUUAUCUCGAUGCUCUGCCACCGGUACUCGAUCAACUUGAACGACGAGGACUCUGACCCGGAGAACGCGCUCGAGUUGGCUGCCGACACCCACUCGAUGAUCAUCUCCACGUCCGGGUACCAGCGGUGCAUCAAGUGGUUGUGGGUCGGCUGGAUCGUCCAGUCCAGGGACGACCCUUCCGAGUACGUCUUGUUCAACGGCAAGGCCAACACCUCCUUCGCCAGCCACUUCGAUCCGGACAGAAUCCAGACUCCGCUAUACCAGAACCUCCUCGAAAUCUUUGUUGCCGUUCUCUUCUUGGGGCUCUACACGUUUGUCGCCAACAUCGACGCCGUGCCAGACUCGUUCAACUUUGCAGAACUGCUCCUGUACGCCUUCACCCUCGGCUUUGCACUCGACGAGGUUCAGCGGUUCUACCACUUUGGCUCCAACUACAUCCAGUUCUCAAGUGCCUUUAACGAUACCCUCUACGCCAUCAUCUUCAUCUCCUACGCCUUCCGUGUUAUGGCUGUCUACUGCUUGAACUCGGGGAAUGCAGAUGCCUAUAACAUCACUUCGCAGAGGUUCCUUGCAGUGGCUGCUCCCUUCAUAUGGAUCCGCAUGUUCUUUUUCUGCGACCUCUACCGUUUCUUCGGCGUCAUGAUUGUCAUGAUCAACACCAUGAUGAAGGAGUCGUUGAUAUUCUUUUUCUUGUUGUCCGUGGUAAUCAUUGGAUUUUUGCAAGCAUUCGUCGGAUUAGACCAGGCAGACGGUAAAAGGGACUUGACCUAUUUCAUCAUCACCAACAUGCUCCAGACCAUCCUCAGCGGGCCAGAUUUCAACAGUAUCGAAAGGUUCGCGUACCCGUACGGUAGUAUCUUGUACUACUCCUACAACUUCCUUGUUACUGUUAUUCUUUUGAAUAUCUUGAUUGCCUUGUUCUCUCAGGCGUAUUCAGAAGUUAUUGAGAAUGCAAACGACGAAUACUUGCACCAAUAUGCAACCAGAGUCUUGAAAUACAUCAGGGCACCGGAUGCAAAGAUCUUCUUUCCACCGUUCAACUUGAUUGAGAUUUUCCUCCUCGACCUUCCUCUCUACUGGUGGAUGGACAGAAAGCUGUUUAACAACAUCUGCAACAAGAUCAUGUUGCUUUUGUACUCACCAUACCUUUGUAUCAUUGCCAACUACGAGUCCAAGCAGGCCCGGAGAAUCAACUACAACAGGAAGUUCAACCUCUCCGAUGAUGCUAACGAAGAAAACAGAGAGUGGCUUUUAACUGACGGUUACGAGGAAACAAUGAAUGAUGAGGCAAACAGACACAUGAUUGCCCAAGCUUUGCAAAGACAGCGGGACGCGGAAAGCACAGAACCCGAGUUUGCAAAGCACUUCCCUGCUUGGAGAAAGAAGGUUGAGAACUUGAAGCCACCGAUUAAUCAAGCAAGCAAUGCAGGUGUGAGUCUUGAUAGCUACCAGAUCAUUGAUCACAUCAACAAGUUGACAGAUAAGGUCGAAACCUUGAUCAAACAAAACACCAAGAUGAGAGAAGAACUGAGUUCCGAGAAAUGA
Molecule: messenger RNA, 1947 nt
Organism: Pichia membranifaciens NRRL Y-2026
Lineage: Eukaryota; Fungi; Ascomycota; Pichiomycetes; Pichiales; Pichiaceae
Exons: 1
Coding region: 1-1947 (648 amino acids)
Source: RefSeq, a predicted model, not a curated record